AUGCUAAACAACCGCAUUUGCAAUGGUGUGCAUUCAACUUGGCCAAAUCUUGCCAAAUCGAAUCAGCUAGCAACAGAGCUGAUGUCGACGAUUCCACCUCCUGCUAAAUCGAUUCAGCUGGCGACAAAGCUGAUGUCGACGAUUGCACCUCCUGCCGAGGUACGCAAGGAAGAGGAACUAGGAGAGAAAGCACCAGCGGCUUUCGAGCCCCAUCAAACACUUGGUCGGUCAACCCGCAGCAGCGCGCGAAAAAGAUGUGGUGCCCCAACAAAUCCCCCAUCAUCUUCUCCCAGGACUGCUGUCGACUCCCCAAACCUCUCCAUGAGGGAUCCCACUGCUAAAAAGUCACAAACUUCAGCCUCUAGGCGAUGA
Molecule: messenger RNA, 372 nt
Organism: Dibothriocephalus latus
Lineage: Eukaryota; Metazoa; Platyhelminthes; Cestoda; Diphyllobothriidea; Diphyllobothriidae
Source: the annotation of a GenBank genome assembly